AUGGCUACCUACUCCUCUGUGAAAGAAGUAGAUGAUGCAUAUUCGACACUGUUCUCCACAUUCACAACUGGUCGAACGAAAGACCAUGCCUGGAGGCGCUGGCAGCUCAAGCAAGUUUGGUGGAUGCUGGAAGACAACGAAGCGCGGAUUGUGGAAGCUUUGAAGGCGGAUCUCAAUCGUCAUCCCAUCGAGGCAGUGUCCGCAGAGGUAUUCACCCUGAAGUCCGAUGUGUUGGAUCAUCUCAAACAUCUCGACGAAUGGACAGGGACGGUCCCGCUUGACGACGCAGGAUUCCUCAUGCGUCACUUGGGACAGGCUCGUCUUCGAAAAGAGCCGCUUGGAGUGACUCUAAUCAUUGGUGCCUGGAAUUAUCCAAUACAGCUUCUACUCCAGCCUAUGAUCGCUGCCAUUGCCGCAGGCUGCUGCAUCAUGCUAAAACCCUCCGAGCUCAGUGUCAAUUCCGAGAGGCUUUUGAAGGAAAUGAUACCGAAAUAUCUUGAUUCGAGUGCAAUUCGAUUGGUCACGGCUGGAGCAGAUCAGAUGCCACGUCUUCUCGAGAAACGCUUCAACCAUGUUUUCUUCACCGGCUCCAACAAGGUCGCACGCUUUGUCGCAGCGGCAGCGGCAAAGCAUCUCACACCAGUCGUCCUGGAAUUGGGAGGUCAGGGCCCUUGCAUUGUGACAAAGUCCGCUGAUGUCGACUUUGCUGCAAAGCGAAUCAGCUAUGCCAAGUUUACGAACGCAGGGCAGAUCUGUCUGAGCGUCAAUCAUGUCUUUGCCGAGCCCGAAAUUGUCGACCAGUUGCUCGAGAGGCUCUCAUACUGGAAUUCACAGUAUCUCCGGGAGGGUCCAGGAGAUAUGUGCCGAAUCGUCAACGAGCGCCACUUUGACCGUCUGUCAAAUCUCCUCGAUAGAUCAAACGGCGUGGUCACCUAUGGAGGUAAGCACGACAAGAGGACGCGGUUCUUUCACCCGACUGUCGUUCGCGACGUUGUCAUGGGAGACUCUCUGAUGUCAGACGAGAUAUUUGGACCCAUUACUCCUGUUAUCACAUGCAGCGUUGCCGAGGCCAUCGAGCGGACCAACAAGCUGCCGAAUCCUCUGGCAUUGUACCUUUUCUCGAAUGACCAAGCUGUCAUAGAUGAAACCCUUGCCAAGACCCUCUCUGGAGGAGUGACGAUCAACAACGUCUUUUUCCACGCUGUCCUACACGGUGCUCCGUUUGGUGGUGUCGGAGAGUCUGGGCAGGGGGCGUAUCAUGGCAAGUAUGGAGUCGAUUGCUUUUCUCACUCAAGAGCUGUGGUUGCUCCUCCGUCCUGGAUGGAUAGAUUGAUGGCUUUCACUUUUCCACCUUACAAUGCAAAGAACCUAAAAUACCUAACCGUCAAGAAUUCGAUUGGGUUUCGGCGUGGAGAGACAAUGGAGGACCAGAGAAAGAGGAAGAGCUUUCGUUCCGCCAAGGUUCUAAGCCUUGGUGCUCUCACGAUUGUAGUCUUCUUUGUUGGUAGAUACAUUCUCCAUCAGAAAAAAGGACUUGGUGGCAGAUUUGUGUCAGAAUACCUGUCCAAAUCUUCGGCAUGA
This is a messenger RNA of Fonsecaea pedrosoi CBS 271.37, 1581 nucleotides long. RefSeq lists its product as uncharacterized. Lineage: Eukaryota; Fungi; Ascomycota; Eurotiomycetes; Chaetothyriales; Herpotrichiellaceae. The record is from RefSeq and is a predicted model, not a curated record. Gene Ontology annotation, cellular component: cytoplasm. The coding region runs from base 1 to 1581 and encodes 526 amino acids. Gene Ontology annotation, biological process: aldehyde metabolic process. Gene Ontology annotation, molecular function: aldehyde dehydrogenase (NAD+) activity. The transcript has 2 exons.